This is a messenger RNA of Onychostoma macrolepis, 5905 nucleotides long. It is a transcript of the gene zbtb22b, whose product is annotated as zinc finger and BTB domain containing 22b. Gene Ontology annotation, biological process: regulation of transcription by RNA polymerase II. The coding region runs from base 183 to 2219 and encodes 678 amino acids. Lineage: Eukaryota; Metazoa; Chordata; Actinopteri; Cypriniformes; Cyprinidae. Gene Ontology annotation, molecular function: RNA polymerase II cis-regulatory region sequence-specific DNA binding; DNA-binding transcription factor activity, RNA polymerase II-specific; protein binding. The transcript is spliced from 4 exons. The record is from RefSeq and is a predicted model, not a curated record.
UUGCUUCCCUUUUUAGUCGGCCGAGUCUAGAGCAGCUGUCUGGGAUUUCUUAAAGGCAAAACCAGACUCCAAACCCGAUGUCAGUCCACCAUUACGCUCGGCAUUCCCGAUCGGUGGGAAACGUCGAUCUACCAUAAUGAAAACCCCUCUUUUGAGCGCCUGACGGACAUAUUUAAAUCGGAAUGCAGUCGGCCACAGCGGACCAAGGCUAUGGUGACUCCGCGGGUUCAGCCACUGGUUCAGUGGUACAGGUGUGCUUCCCCAGUGUGCAGGCCUCAGUGCUGGACAGUCUAAAUCGGCAGCGUGAAGAAGGCCAUCUCUGCGACCUCUCCAUCCACGUUCAGGGCCAUGUGUUCAAGGCCCAUCGGUGUGUGCUGGCUGCAUCGUCACCUUACUUCCACGACCAGGUGCUGCUGAAGAACAUGUCCACCGUCUCCAUCCCGGCCGUCAUGGACCCCCUGGCGUUUGAGAGCGUCCUCAGUUGCGCGUACACCGGCCAGCUGCGAAUGCUUCGCGAAGACAUCGUUAACUACCUCACCGUUGGCAGUGUGCUUCAAAUGUGGCACAUUGUGGACAAAUGCACUGAGCUUCUCAAAGAGGGCAGGGGAGGUUCCAGUGGAGCUCAGGGAUCCGGAGACAAGGAGAGCGCAGGGCAGAGCGGCGGCGCCAACAAGGUCGCCCCAGCGGACGGAGGAGACGCACCUUCUACUCCUCAACCUCCCAGCCGACCGUCCUUCAGUGAGAGCCAGUCCCCGAGCAGCACCAAUUACUUCAGUCCUAGAGACGCACACUUCGGCGGGACGAUGGUGACCACCGGAGCAGUGGGAGAGAGUGCCGUUCACUCCACCCCGACCUACUGCAUGCCCUCCGGCGGAGAGGAAGGAUUCAUGAUCGAAGAAGACGAAGAAGAUGACGACGAAGAGCUCUUGUUUCCCAGGAAAAGAGAUCGGGGAGGCAAGCGAAAGGUCGCGACCUCCGUCUCUGAUCAAGAGGUGGGGGUGAGCGACAGUUUUGGAGUUUCUUCGUAUCAAGAUGGAGACUCUUCUCCACCCCAGAAGCGGCCGUCUUACAGUCAGCCGAGCAUCAUGCCGAGAAAACAGUGGGUGGUGGUGAAGACGGAGCACUCGAGAGACGACGACCUGAUCGUGGUGUCAGGAGGAGAGGAGGGAGGAGACGAUGAAGAAGAACGAGAGAUGGAGAUAGUUAGAGAGAGGGACAGGACAUUUAAUAUAUCAAAUGUUAGGACCCUCUCUGGACUCAGAGAAGAAGCUGAAAUGGAGGCACAGGCUGACUAUUGCCAGUCUUCGGAAGACUACCUCAAGUUUGAGAGGGGUUUGAUGGACCAGACAUCCUCUCAUCACCCUCCUGAGAACCCCAGCCAAUGCUCCAGCAGGACCGUGUCCACCCUGCUCGGCUCGGUUCAGUCGACGGCCGCCAGAGCUCAGCUCUUUCCUCUGGAUAUGCAGGGAAACCAGAUUCUCCUGUACAAUCAAGCAGCCCUGGAGUCUACAUCUCCAUUAGGGCUCGCAGGAGGCAUGUCUGGGGUGUCUCUAAAAGGGAGUCUCGAACACGGAGCGGUCCACUUACCCGGCCAAGGUGCUAUGGGGAGCGGGAUGGAAGGAUUAGACGGCGGCGUGGCUGGAAGUUCAGGCAAGGUCUUCAUGUGUCACUGCGGGAAGACGUUCACGCAUAAGAGCAUGCGGGACCGGCACAUUAACAUGCACCUAGACCUGCGGCCCUUCCACUGCCCCGUUUGUGCCAAGAAGUUCAAGAUGAAGCAUCACCUCACCGAACACAUGAAGACCCACACCGGUCUGAAACCCUACGACUGCCACAGCUGCGGGAAGAAGUUCAUGUGGCGCGACAGCUUCAUGAGGCAUCGCUCACAUUGCGAGAGGCGCAGCAGGGCCGAAGGAAGAGUGGGAUCCGAAAGGUCGGUCAUUUCUCCACCACAUCACAUGAAGCUCCAAUCAGCCAAUGAGACUAGCAUUGGUAGCGUUGGCGCCAGAAGCGGGAUCCCUGUUUUGUCUCCGCAACAUUCCAUGAGCAACAAUAGCGUCUCUUGUCUCAACAUGGCUGCUUCUGGGCCUCUUCUUGGAAUCAGUUCUCAAAGUGGGCCGCACGGCAUUGGAUCUAGCGUUUUGGGCAUUGGUGGCAAUCGUAGCGGGUGUGUGGAAGAAGUCUGUGAGGGUAACGUUGACGAAAGCAGCGUCACAUAAGAGGUUUCCCUCAGAAACCAAUGUCCCGCAAAACCAGAACACUUGUCUUCGGUUUCAAGGGACUAUGGGCCAGAUUUACUAAUCAGGGAAAAUUAGCGUUAAGAGCGCAAUUCCAUAAAAGCAGCGAUGGUAGGGGAAAAAUCUCCACAACAUCUCUUUUCCAUAAUGACCAGCUCAAUCUACCAAGAGCACCCAGGUUAAAAAAGUACACUUCCAUAAUGUAUUUAAAGUGCUCUAUUGUCGUGCACUAAUUGUGUACUUAAUAUACUAAAAAUUAUUUUACUCAAGUGUACUCAACUUUGUUAUUUUGGGAUACCAUGAAUAUGACCUAAAAUGCGCUUUUAAAAUAUCUCUGUAUUUAAAAAAUUUAUUUAGUUACCAGUUGUAGUACACUUGAAGCCAUCUUUCAUACACUAGUACACUCAAGUGUAGUACAAGUGGUGACUAAAUACAUUUUUUAAAUACAAUGAUAGUAUGUUAAAGAUUUUAGUUCAUAUACAUGGUGUCCCAAAAUAGCACAGUUGAGUACACUUGGUUGAUCUUAAGAAGUACUAAAGAAUCAUUUUUAGUAUAUUAAGAAUAAAAGUAGUGCAAGAAAAUAGAGCACUUCUAGAACAUUAUGGAAGUGUACUUUUUUUAACCUGGGCAGCGCAAAUUACCACCUGCUUUAAAGCAUGCUUUUUUGGGGGCAUUAAAUAAUGCCACAAAUACCAGAGAAUUGACGAGCGUAAAUCUUAGUAAAUCGCGUUGCGUAAUUCAUUUAAAUACUCUCCCAUAAAUUUACCGAUCGAAAGGGAAACUCUUAUAAAUGCAUAUUCAAUAAAGUGAGUCACAAAAUAACUGUCCACACCUUUUCAGUGCCAAUUUCCCACUGUGUCUUCAGUAUAUCCUUACAGUAGUUUUUUAACAUGAAAUGAGGGUUUGCGCUGGCGCAAGCUGAUAGUAAAUCUGGCCCUAUGUGCACAAUUGUCUGAUUCUUUACCUCAUGUUGGUGAGUGCGCCAUACAAGAUGUCCCAUGUGUGUUUGAAAAUUAUAAAAAAUGACCAAGUGCCCAUUGCUAGCUCACGUAUGUAUGUACUUAAAGACCAGGCUGCUAUGGUGACUGUCAAAACCGUAUCCCGGCCAGGAAUAAGGUACAGUCGCCAUCACCUUCAAGCUGCCUCACUAGCACAGAACAUUCGUUCACUGUUGCUCUAAAGUGCCGUUCUGUUAUUAUAUUAUGUUGUACAGAGCUGUACAUUACUGUAACUCAUUUGGUCCGUUCUUGAUGUGAAGUUUUAUUGUACUGUCACUCAACUAUAUACAGAAUAUUCACUCUGAAAGGUUUUAAAUGUCUUGUUUUCUUAAAUAAGAGACAAGAAUAUAGUUUCCUCUGCACUUUGGUGUCUUAAGACCCCAUUCACACCAAGAAUUAUAACUGUAAUGAUAACUAUAAAGUCUCAUUUGCAAAAAGGAUGAUAACGAUAACUAUAAAAGCUUGUUCGCAAACAGGACUAUAACAAUAACUAUAAAGACUCAUUCACAAAAAAAGUUUAACUAUAAAGGUACAUUCACACAAAGUAUAAUAGCUAUAGUAUAAUAACUAUCACGGCUCAUUUGCAAAAAAGGACGAUAAGUAUAAGAAUAACUAAAAAGGUUUGUUCACAUCAAAAACUAUAACUAAUAUGAUAACUAUAAAUGUACAUUAAUAUAAACAUUGAUAACUAUUACAAUAACUAUAAAGGCUUUUUCACAAAAAACGACGAAACUAUAACAAUAACUAUAAAGACUCAUUCACAAAAAAAGUCUAUCUAUGAAUUUAAUUAUAAAGGUACAUUCACACAAAGGAUAAUAACUAUAACAAUAACUAUCAAGGUUUGUUUGCAAAAAAGGAUGAUAACUAUAACGAUAACAAUAAAGGCUCAUUCGCAAAAAGGAUGAAAACUUUAAAAAGAACUAUAAAGGUACAUUCACAUAAACAACGAUAACUAUUAGAGUAUCUAUAAAGGUUCUUUCACAAAAAAAAAGGACGAUAAUUAACUGAAAAGGCUCAUUCAUAAGAAAAGCUAUAAAGAUAGCUUUAGAGCAAUAAAGUUAACUAUAUAGGUCCGUUCACAUAAAGAACGAUAACUGUAAUGAGAACUAUGAAGGCUUGUUCACAAGGACAUAUAUUAUAAAGAUAACUAUAAAGGUCUGUUCACACAAAUGAUGUAACUAACGAUAAAGGCCCAUUCAUGAAAUGUUGUAACAACUUUAACAUUUUCUCUUUUUUUUUUUUUUUUAUGUUGUUUUGGGGCUUUUAUGCCUUUUUUUAAAUAGAUAGGACAGUUGAGAGCACCGGAAUCGAGCACAGUUGUGCUGUAUGUUGGCAUACUAACCAAUAGGCUAUUGGCUAUAAAGUUUUAAUAAUCAUUCUAAGUGAAUGGCAAAGUCCACAUCACAACUAUAAUGAUAGUGACAUAAUUAACAACAUAAUUCAUAUCAGUCAGAACUUUUUUCAUCUGAUAAACGAUAAAAACACUGACAGCCAAUCAGAAUGAUAAAGUUAUAGUUCUUGGUGUGAACGGGCCUUAAAACUUAAAUAAUCAUUCAAAUUCUACGAGAAUAGCGACAUAGAGGUUGCCUUUUUUUCAGCUGAUAAAUUAUUAAAAAACAUUUACAGCCAAUGAAAAUCUAUUCCACUUUAAAGAGCUCAAGCACAAAACCACAGAGCAUGCUUAUAAUAAACAGAACAUUAUUGUGCUUUGGUGUGGACGCUAAUAUAGUUAUCAUUUUUGGUGUGAACGGACCUUUACUGCUUGAAGGGCAGGGAAGUGCAGGAUUUGUAGGUAGUUGGAUCACUAAAUGAAUCAACUCGCAGUGCAUUUUGGCUUUACAAUAUGUCCUUUUACCCGUAAAACCAACAUAAACAUUGAGGGGGACACAUCCUCCUCAAUACUGGUCAAAAGUCACAAGCACCUGGCAUCCAACUACUGAACUCCUGCAGUAUUUUAGAUGUAGCCUAUAGUGAACCUAUAGUGAUAGUUUACAUGUUUGCCUUCCAUGAAGGCCGAGACCUGAUUCGCGAAUGGAUGAAAAGCUUGAAUGAAGUGUGCAAAUGACAUGCCAAAUUAGCGUGAACGUCUGCAACUGCCAAGAACGUUUAAGACAUAUGAAGAUGAUUUAACAAAUCCUGAUUGGGGUCGAUCAAGACUUGUGUUUUAAUUGCCUGAGUGGAUGUUUCGAUGCAGUGAUCAGUAGUUGCCUUGUACCACAGAUGCACCACAGAAACCAUAUACCUCAAACAUUUGUGCAACUAUUCAAUAUAUUACAAUAAAUAAACCGGUAUCUGAAGAUUGUGAGCUGGAAGGAAUCACUUAUCCACACAUUCUUAUUACUUUUAUAUCAAACCUGUGUGUAUUUCAGAUUUGUGAGCAAAGUUGAAGUGUGAACAAUGAAGUAGAGAACAUUUGAAAUCUAAAUUAAAAACAACCAGUAGGUAAAAGCAUGAUUCAGUGCUCGCUUGAUGAGUAAUCUGGUUAGAGAUCUGUAUUUUGUACUGAUAAAUAAAAAAUAUAUUUGUUCUGUCUACAACUGUUGUGGUGAAUCUGAAAUAAAUAUGCGAUGGGCGGUAGCACACUAAACAUUUUCCUGAUGUGGACAGAAUAUGUCAAUGGUUUCACAAGAUUCAAGAUCUUCAAAUGAAAGAGAAAUAAAGUAUGUUGUG